Messenger RNA from Trichobilharzia szidati, 330 nucleotides. The record is from the annotation of a GenBank genome assembly. Lineage: Eukaryota; Metazoa; Platyhelminthes; Trematoda; Strigeidida; Schistosomatidae.
AUGGAAGGCGGUUCGGUGCUUUUUUGGUUUCUGUGGUUCCUAAUAGUCAGCGUUUUCAUUGAUGACGCUCAUCAGAAUCCUGAUUUUUCAGUCGAGAAAUUAUUUGAUGCAUUUAAAAAUGGUGUAGAUCCUGAAACAGAAAUAAUUUCUUCCAAAGGUUAUACACCUCAGGAGCACUACAUAACGACUGAUGAUGGAUACAUUCUUUGUAUCGUUCGAAUUUUGCCGAAAUGUAAUCAGCCUUUUAGUAAACAAAAGGUUGUUUUUCUUCAGCAUGGUCUUUUGGACUCUGCACAUACACAAUUGCUACGAUGUGUGGAUGGGGAAUAG